Messenger RNA from Merops nubicus (carmine bee-eater), 1837 nucleotides. RefSeq names its product alpha-2-macroglobulin-like. The annotation marks the transcript as partial. The transcript has 16 exons. NCBI's taxonomy places the organism in Eukaryota, Metazoa, Chordata, Aves, Coraciiformes, Meropidae. The record is from RefSeq and is a predicted model, not a curated record. Gene Ontology annotation, molecular function: endopeptidase inhibitor activity.
UCCUCUUCAGAAUUGUGUCUCUGGAUGAAGACUUCCGUCCCUUGAAUGAGCUGUUUCCCCUGGUGUAUAUCGAGGACCCAAAGAGAAACCGCCUGUACCAGUGGACAAAAGCAGAGCUAAAGAGGGGAAUAAUCCAGCUGUUCUUCAACCUCACCUCUGAACCCAUGCAAGGGACCUACACAGUAGUGGCACAGAAGGUCUCUGGGAAGACAGUUCGACACCCUUUCUCCGUGGAGGAGUAUGUGCUGCCAAAGUUUGAAGUAACAGUGAAAAUGCCCAAGGUGAUCACCAUUCUUGAUGAGGUGCUGAAGGUGACAGUUUGUGGUCUGUACACGUUUGGGAAGCCCGUUCCUGGCCUGGCGAGCGCCCGGGUCUGCCGCAGGUUCGAACAGGCAGCCAGCAGCUGCUAUGGAGAAGAGGCCAAGGCAGUGUGUGACGAGUUCUCUGGACACACAGAUAACCAUGGCUGCAUUUCUGAAAUGGUAAAGACCAAGUUAUUCCAGCUCAAGAGGACUGGAUAUGAGAAUAAGCUCCAUGUGGAGGCUAAGAUUAAGGAGGAGGAGACAGGAGUGGAGUUGGCUGGAAGAAGCUUCUCUGAGAUCACAUCCACCAUCAGUAAAAUCACCUUUGAGCACUCAGACUCCUACUACAAACCUGGAAUUCCCUUCUUUGGGCAGGUGAGACUCGUGGAUGGGUCUGGAGCUCCCAUUCCCAAUGAAGUGGUGAAAAUUUCUCUACAAGGGGACCAGGAAACCAACUACACAACCAAUGAGGAGGGCAGGGCACGGUUUGCUCUGAACACUUCCAUGUUGUACUUGGAUUCUGUUGGACUUAAGGCAACUCACAAAGUCCACCCCUACUGCUACGACCGAGCCUGGGUUGCCCCACGUCACGAGGGCGCCUACCUCCCGCUGAAGCGCUUCUACUCCCCCAGCAACAGCUUCCUCAAAAUCGAGCUCAGCUCUGAGACCCUGAGCUGUGGCUCCUCCACAGAGGUCCGAGUGCACUAUAUCCUUGCUCCAGAGGUCAUAGGGGAGCAGAAGAAAGUUGUCUUUUACUACCUGGUGAUGGCCAAAGGAAACAUUAAGCAAGCAGGCACCCACGUUCUGGAUCUGGACCAGGAAAGUGCCAAUGGGGUCUUCUUGCUGCAGCUGCCUGUAGAAGUUGAUAUUGCUCCAGUGGCCCAAAUGCUUGUCUACACCACUGCCCCCAGCAGGGAGGUGAUUGCUGAUUCAACCAAGUUCAACAUAGAAAAGUGUUUCAGCAAUAAGGUGGAGUUGAGCUUCUCUCCCUCUGAAGGCCUGCCUUCCUCUGAAGCUCACCUGCUGUUCAGAGCCUCCCCAGACUCCCUCUGUGCUGUCCGUGCUGUGGACAAGAGCGUUCUCCUCAUGAAGCCAGAAGCUGACCUGUCACCCAGCUCUGUGUACAGCUUGCUGCCAGUGAAGGAGCUGCACGACUAUCGCCACGGUCCAGACGCGCUCUUGGAGGAGCCCCUGGAAGACUGCAUCCCCUUGAAGAAGAUAGUUCUGAAUGGCAUCACCUAUUCUCCAGUAGUGGAGAUGAAUGAAAAGGACACUUACAGCAUUAUGAAGGAAAUGGGUUUGAAGAUCUUCACAAACACCAAGGUGAGGAAGCCUCAGUACUGCAGCACUGAGAACCACCUGCCUGAAGCCCUCGUGGCAGCCUCGUCGGGCGUGCGUGGAGCACGCAUGUACGGCGCGAGGGCAAGUGCUCUACAGGCAAACUUUGCUGAAUCAUCAAGAGCUCCUGAGGAGCCAAUGGAGACAGUCCGACAGUAUUUCCCAGAAACUUGGAUUUGGAGUUUAGUAUCUACAAG